Molecule: messenger RNA, 1659 nt
Organism: Suncus etruscus (white-toothed pygmy shrew)
Lineage: Eukaryota; Metazoa; Chordata; Mammalia; Eulipotyphla; Soricidae
Gene: TMEM229A
Product: transmembrane protein 229A
Exons: 1
Coding region: 182-1342 (386 amino acids)
Source: RefSeq, a predicted model, not a curated record
GCGCCCGCCGCCACUCCCGGGCCGCUGCCCAGACUCGACUUCCCCCACGCCCCCUGGGGGCUGGCCCGGGCCGAGAGGCUGCGCGGGGGUUCGGGGCGCUCAGCCCCGCACUUUGGCGCAGCAGCCCGCGGUGGCGACGGAGACGCGCAGCAGCGGCGCGCAGCGGGCGCCUUGGAGGCCCAUGGCUAGCCGCUUGGGGGCGGCGGCUCGUGGCAGCGGCUCAGCUCGGGGUCCCGGGGUCCCCGGAGAAGGCAGAGGAGACCCAGCCUCCUCCUGGAAGCCCGAGGAGCCGCUGUCCGCUGCUGAAGCUGCCGCGCUGCCCGCCUGGAUGCGCCUCUACUUCUACGGCAUGCACGGCAUCACCCUGGACGUCUUGGUGUCGUCGCUGCGACGCUUUGCUCGCAGCCCCGACCUGCGGAUGCUGGGCUUCUCGUCGCCCUACCGCUGCCUCCUGCACUCGCUCACCCACUUCGCCCUGGAGAAAGUCUACCUGCAGCGGCGCCUCUGCCCCAGCGCCUUUCUCUUCAAUUUCCUCCUGUAUCCCUCAGCCCACGUGGGGCUGCAGACCCUGGCGAGUCAGGCGCUGCUGCUGUUGAGCUUGGGGGGCCGGCCGGGGGGCGCGGGGGCCCUGGACCUGGCGGUGCAGUAUGUGCUGGCGCUAUACCACGGCCAAGUGUUCCUUAAGCGCUUCCUGUGCUUGCAGUACCAGGGGCGGCGGCGGCAGCAGCAGCAAGAACAGCAGCAACAGUUUCAGCAGCAGCAACAAUUUCAGCAGCAGCAGCAGCAGCAGCUGCAGCAGCCUAGGAAGCGGGGAGGCAGCGUCUCGGCCUCUGUAGUGGCCCGUGGCCCCCCGCAGUCAGAACCCCGACCCCUCGGGCACCGAGAAGGGAUGGGAGCCCCCAGCCAGGGGUUGCCAGAUGUGCUGCGAUUUCUUUUCUUCGGCAUGCACGGUUUUCUGGAUGAGAUCUUCUUCACUUUCUUCUUUAACGUGCUGGGGCAGGGCGACGGGUCAUCCAGUGGCCACACUUCACUCUGGUCCUUCUUAAUGUACGGGAGCUGCAGUUUCGUGGUGGAAAAACUGUACUUCCACCUCCACUACAGUUCGAGGCUGGGGACCUGGAAGCGAUUGCCCAUCUAUGUGAUCUUCAUCUACACGUGGGAGUUUUCCUGGGGUCUGGGCUUCCGAACUUGCGGUGCUUGUUCCUGGGAUUAUUCUCACUACCCGCUCAAUUUCAUGGGCCUCAUCACCCUGAUGUAUCUACCAGGCUGGAUAUUUCUGAGUGUCUACCAGGACCUGCUUUCCAACGUGCUGUGGAGUGUACAGUACGUGCCAUCCAACUAACUAAUCACAACCAACACAAGUCCUGGAAUCUCACGAAUGCCUAAGAGUUAUUUUUUACACCUUUUAAGCGUAGUGGGGUUUUUUUUUAAUCUUUUAAUUUUAAUACGUUUUACUAAGCUCUUUCAACUUUAGUCAACAUUUUAGUUUUCUGACUUUUUUUUCUUUUUCUAUUUGGAACCUAUACAUAAUACAAUACUUAGAAAACAUUACUUGGAAUAUAACUCCAAGUACUUGAUUUGUAAAAACAUCCCACCCAAACAGCAAAACCAUUGUACCUUAAUAUAAGAACGCUGUUAUAUUCGUUUAUUUGGGGGGAA